This is a messenger RNA of Coprinopsis cinerea okayama7#130, 699 nucleotides long. RefSeq lists its product as hypothetical. The coding region runs from base 1 to 699 and encodes 232 amino acids. The record is from RefSeq and is a predicted model, not a curated record. The transcript is spliced from 3 exons. Lineage: Eukaryota; Fungi; Basidiomycota; Agaricomycetes; Agaricales; Psathyrellaceae.
AUGCCAGAGCACGGGGCAGCCUCUGGCUUUCUCGCACGAUGGGCGCUUAACUACGGCACGAGAGGAGGCGAAUGUAGAGAUGGAGAUAGAUCUGAUCGGGCGGGUCGGGUGUUGUCAACUGGUGCUGCGGAGGCGCGCGAAAUUGAUGGGGCGGCUUUGAUCCCCGAAUUCCCCGCACGCGGCGGGCGGAGGUCAGGUCAGGUCGGGUCAGGACUGAUUGAGGGUUUGAUGGAGCCCCGACGGCGUGGAGGGUCGGACGUAAUGCGGGUUGGGUCAGCGCGUUCCCAGGUGCCUGGCGCCGCUGGUUGUGCUUCGACGACGGCGUGCAUGGUGAAGAGGGUGAAGAGUGUCACUGACCUUGACCUCCGCGAUGGCGAUGAAAACGUUGCAUUUGACUGGCCACUGCUCAAGAUAUCCUUCAACAUGAGAAUAGCUAUGGACUCUGAAUACUAUACCUUCGUGAAUGAAUCUCUUGCAUCAGUACAAGCCUCUUCACUGGGCACUUUCUGCCCGCCAGCCUCAAUGGCGACGAUCUGGAUCGCUGCAGAAGAGGCGGGAAUGUCGAUUGCGACUGCGACAGGGCGGACGGCCAGCUUCAGGUUCACGACGUUUAUUCAGCUAUGCAUCAUAGAAGGCUCGAUUGCCCCUCUCUCGAUUGGCAACGUUCUCUAUAAAAACAAGCCUUGCUCGUCCCAAUGA